GAGAUUGUUUACGUGUGUGAGAGCGGGUGGCCACGCGCGAUCUCCCCGAUAUUUAAUGAUAACGCCCAUAAAUCAUCGUGAUUCUACUUGCAUAUACAGAAAAAAUUAUCGUCAGGUGCUAGUGGAGAAAUUACCGGCAUCAAAAUGCCAGUAGAAAACGAUACCUCCCAUCAAAAUGGCCAAGAGGACACUGGUGGCGGCGGCGGCAAUGGAAAUGUUCGCAGCGAGACUUCAUCUGUACCGCCACGGCCAGCCACGGAGCCCAACGCCACCACCACCAUCGUCAACGGGACACACCCGAAGGUCGCAUCCACCACAGCAGAGGAGCAACUAGCACAGGACUCUCCCAAAGACGCUAAAAAGACUGAUGGGAGCGCCAGCUUCCUGCGGGCGGCGCGGGCCGGCAACUUGGAGAAGGUUCUGGAGUUUCUCAAGACCAACACCGACAUCGACACCUGCAACGCCAAUGGGUUGAACGCUCUUCACCUGGCAAGCAAGGAAGGCCAUGUAAAUGUUGUGAGGGAGCUCUUACAGCGUGGUGCCAAUGUUGAUGCUGCCACCAAGAAGGGCAAUACUGCAUUACAUAUUGCAUCCCUUGCUGGUCAGGAGGAGAUUGUGAAAGUGCUUGUGCAACACCAGGCACUGGUGAACAUUCAGUCCCAGAAUGGAUUCACUCCACUCUACAUGGCUGCACAGGAGAACCACGACUCGGUUGUGCGAUUCCUGUUGGCCAACAAUGCUAACCAGAGCCUUGCUACAGAGGAUGGGUUUACCCCAUUGGCAGUUGCCCUGCAGCAGGGACAUGACAAAGUUGUAGCAGUUCUGCUGGAAAACGACACAAGAGGCAAGGUGCGCCUCCCUGCUCUUCACAUUGCUGCUAAAAAGGAUGACACAAAAGCUGCAGCACUGCUUCUUCACACUGACCACAACCCAGAUGUCACCUCCAAGUCGGGGUUUACACCACUACAUAUUGCUGCUCACUAUGGCAACGAAAACAUUGCAAACCUCUUAAUUCAGCGUGGGGCUGAUGUCAACUACAUUGCCAAGCACCAAAUCACACCACUUCAUGUUGCAUCCAAAUGGGGUAAAGGAAAUAUGGUAUCGCUGUUGAUAGACAAAGGAGCUAACUACGAAGCCAAGACCAGGGAUGGGCUUACACCUCUUCACUGUGCUGCAAGAUCAGGACAUGAGACUGUUGUUGAUAUGCUGCUAGAAAAGGGUGCUCCAAUUACGAGUAAAACCAAAAAUGGGUUGGCUCCACUUCAUAUGGCUUCACAGGGUGACCACGUUGAUGCUGCUCGCAUCCUUCUUUACCACAAGGCUCCUGUUGAUGAUGUUACAGUAGAUUUUCUUACAGCUCUCCAUGUUGCUGCUCACUGUGGACAUGUGCGAGUGGCAAAAUUGCUUCUAGAUCGUAAAGCAGAUCCAAAUUCUCGUGCUCUGAAUGGUUUCACACCUCUCCACAUUGCUUGUAAGAAGAACCGUAUCAAGGUGGUGGAGUUGCUCCUCAAACACGGUGCUAGCAUUGAGGCUACUACGGAGUCUGGUCUGACCCCUCUUCAUGUAGCAUCCUUUAUGGGCUGCAUGAAUAUUGUGAUCUACCUAAUCCAACAUGGAGCCUCUGCUGAUGUACCAACUGUGCGGGGAGAGACUCCACUCCACCUGGCUGCAAGAGCAAAUCAGACGGACAUUAUCCGCAUUCUCUUGAGGAAUGGUGCACAGGUGGACGCUAGAGCCAGAGAACAGCAAACUGCUUUGCAUAUUGCUUCUCGCCUGGGCAACAGUGAUAUUGUAGUUUUGUUACUGCAACAUGGAGCUGCUGUUGAUGCUACGACAAAGGACCAUUAUACAGCUUUACAUAUUGCUGCCAAGGAGGGUCAAGAGGAAGUGGCCAGUGUCCUUUUAGAACACGGAGCUUCCCUUACUUCAACAACAAAGAAAGGAUUUACGCCUCUGCACCUGGCAGCCAAGUAUGGUAAUAUGAAGGUUGCUCGACUGCUGCUUCAGAAGGAUGCCCCAGUUGAUGCCCAAGGGAAGAAUGGAGUCACCCCACUUCACGUAGCAGCACAUUAUGACCACCAAAAUGUUGCACUGCUGCUGUUGGAUAAAGGUGCUUCUCCUCAUGCUACAGCAAAGAAUGGGUACACCCCCCUUCACAUUGCUGCUCGUAAGAACCAAAUGGAUAUCGCUACGACCCUUCUCGAGUAUGGUGCUAGUGCCAAUGCUGAAUCCAAGGCAGGAUUCACACCUCUUCAUCUGAGCUCACAGGAGGGCCACACAGACAUGGCAACACUACUGAUCGAGCACAAUGCUGCACCAGGUGCUUGUGCUAAAAAUGGCUUGACGCCGCUACAUUUAUGUGCGCAGGAGGAUCGUGUCAAUGUUGCUGCCAUUUUAGUCAAGCACGGUGCUCAGAUUGACCCAGCAACAAAGGCUGGCUACACACCACUUCACGUUGCAUGUCAUUUUGGUCAGAUGAAUAUGGUGCGCUUCCUGCUGCAACACGGAGCUAAGGUUGACUCAACAACUCAACUUGGAUACACACCACUUCACCAGGCAGCUCAACAAGGACACACCCAAAUUGUAAACUUGCUUCUUGAGAACAAGGCUGAACCCAACACAGAAACAAACGACGGCAAGACGGCGCUCAGCAUUGCACAACGUCUCGGCUACAUAUCGGUAGUCGAGACAUUGAAAAUUGUAACAGAAACCACUAUAAAUACAACGACCACAACAGUUACUGAGGAGAAGUACAAAGUGGUUGUUCCAGAAACCAUGCACGAAACCUUCAUGAGCGAGUCAGAGGACGAAGGAGGUGAUGACACAAUGCUUGGUGACCAAUCUUACCGGUACCUCACUGUGGAUGAGAUGAAGUCACUUGGUGAUGAUUCUCUCCCCAUAGAUGUAACCAAGGAUGAGAAGAUGGAUGUGUCCUUCAUUAGCAACACUAUGGCAGCUCCACCAGUUGCUCCAGCAGACCAACUAAGCCCGCAGCAUCAAAAAGAGCAGCAUUAUGCCCAGUUCACAGGUCAUUAUCCAUCUGACAAUGUUGACGUUGCCAAGACUCCCAUCCUAGCAGGGCCGGAGUCUUUGAACACCACUCUCAACACAACUGUAGACUCCGCAAUGAUUGAGUCACACAUUGAGUCUCAGAUCAUCCAGACCAAGUUGGCUCCUCAGUUAUCUUCCCAAAUGAUCCAGGAGCCAGUUCAGCAUGUCCCAGUGCAGGAAAUACUGGGGCAUAACGACACAGACCAGACCUUCAAGGGGCAAAUCACUCUAGGCCAAGUCACUUCUGUAACUGAGAAGUCUACAGAGAUUCUCAAUGGGUGGGAAGGAGUGAGCCUGAACAGCCUGGCGUCCUGUCUGUCAGCUGGGACCAACACCUCGGGCAUGUGGCGCGACAGAUUCCUGGUGAGCUUCAUGGUCGAUGCUCGAGGUGGGGCAAUGCGUGGCUGCAGGCAUUCGGGCGUUCGUGUCAUCAUUCCACCCCGAAAGGCUGCUAUGCCCAUGAGAGUCACUUGCCGCUACCUGAAGAAGGAUAAACUGGUCCAUGCUCCACCUCUUAUGGAGGGUGAGGCUCUGGCUUCGAGGAUCCUUGAAAUGGGCCCUGCUGGUGCCAAGUUCCUAGGCCCUGUGAUUAUUGAGGUACCACACUUUGCUUCCCUGCGAGGUAAAGAACGAGAGAUAGUGAUCCUUCGCUCUGAUAAUGGAGAAACUUGGCGAGAACAUACACUUGAGGCAACAGAGGAAGCUGUACAAGAGGUUCUCAAUGAGAGCUUUGAUGGAGAGGAGUUAAAGCAACUGGAGGACUUGAACACCAACCGCAUCACACGCAUUUUGACCACCGACUUCCCUCAAUACUUUGCAAUUGUAACACGCAUAAGGCAGGAGGUACAUGCAAUUGGUCCUGAGGGAGGUAUGGUGUCAUCGACAGUGGUGCCUCAGGUCCAGGCGGUGUUCCCUCAAGGAGCUCUGACAAAGAAGAUCAAAGUGGGACUCCAGGCCCAGCCAAUUCCAACCGACCUUGUGGCUAAGCUGUUGGGCAACCGAGUUGCUGUGUCGCCAAUUGUAACAGUGGAACCACGUAGACGCAAGUUCCAUAAGCCCAUUACCCUUACCAUCCCAGUGCCUCAAGCCUCUAGCAAGGGAAUGAUCAACCAGUAUUCCGGCGAAGCUCCGACCCUCCGUCUCCUUUGCUCCAUCACUGGGGUGUUUCGGAAAAGAUCUUUGAAAGGCGGCACAACCCGUGCUCAGUGGGAGGAUGUGACAGGCUCAACACCACUCACAUUUGUCAACGACUGUGUCAGCUUUACAACUACAGUUUCGGCUCGAUUUUGGUUGAUGGACUGUAGCAACAUACCCGAAGCUACUAAAAUGGCCACAGAACUCUACCGGGAGGCAAUUCAUGUACCUUUCAUGGCUAAGUUUGUAGUAUUUAGUAAGAGACACCAGCUGGAGGAAGCAAGAGUGAGAGUAUUCUGCAUGACUGAUGACAGAGAAGACAAGACGCUCGAACAUCAAGAGCUGUUUGUGGAAGUUGCCAAGUCUCGAGAUGUUGAAGUAUUGGAGGGUAAACCACAGUUCCUUGAAUUUGCUGGUAACCUAGUUCCAGUUACAAAGUCUGGAGAUCAGCUUGCUUUCAAUUUCUAUGCGUUUCGUGAAAAUCGGCUUCCAUUCACUGUUCGUGUGAAGGAUCAACAUGCUGACCCCAUUGGCAGAGUGGCCUUCAUGCGCCAACCUAAGAAUGGGCGUUGGAAGACGGCUUCACUAAUUAGCCUGUUAAAAACCCCUGUGUUUCAGGUUGGGCGUGGUGAUCCCCCUCAGACCCCCAUCUGUAACCUGAACAUUGCCCUGCCUGACAACAUCCAGCCCGAGCCUGCGCCCUCAGAACCUGACCUCCUCGCCCUCGAGAAGAAGUACUCCUUCCUUUCCAUUAGUAAAGCUGACACCAUCCACAAAGCAGAUCUUCGUCUCACUGAUAUCUCAAACAUGUUGGGCACUGACUGGGUUGCUCUUGCUCAUGAACUUGAAAUCAGUGAUUCAGACAUCAACAUUAUCAAGUCACAGUAUCCAGAUAAUGCUCCUCAGCAAGCCAUUGUUAUGCUCAGACUUUGGAUGCAAACAUCUGGGAAUAAGGCAAAUGGAAAUACACUUGAGAAGGGCCUGCGAAAGAUCCGACGUGAUGAUAUUGUGAAUCAGUGCAUAUUCAAUGUAGAGUUGGUCACAGAUGACAUUGAAAGAGCAAUGGCUAAAGCUCAUCUGGAUCAGUCUGGAUUUGAAACCUUCAAAGAGGAGCUUGGUCCUUCACGGGAUACUACGCUCAACCGAGAUGUGUCUUUAGAUGUGUCAUAUGAUGAGCAAGACAUGAUGAAAGAAGCAGAAAGUGCAGAGGAAGAGGAGGAAAAUCAAAGAGCAUACCAGGAGAAGAGCAGUCGAGAGCAGCGCACAGUGGACAUGUCCCCAACAUAUGAGAGCGAGGAGAAGAAAUAUGCUGGUGAAGAGAAGGUUGUCACUGAGGAGAAGGUGACCAGAGAGGAACUGAGAGAUGGUUCUAGUAUUACAAUAAGUACUACAUCAACAACUGUCAUAAAGGAACCCACUGAAAAAAGUAAAUUAGAUACAGUUAUUAAAGAAACGACAGAGGUAGAACCCAUUGAAGAAAUGAAACUUGAUUCCACAAAAGAGCAAAUUAUUCCAGAGCCCAUUAAAGAGCAAAUUGUUCCAGAGCCCAUUAAAGAGCAAAUUGUUCCAGAGCCCAUUAAAGAGCAAAUUGUUCCAGAGCCCAUUAAAGAGCAAAUUGUUCCAGAGCCCAUUAAAGAGCAAAUUGUUCCAGAGCCCAUUAAAGAGCAAAUUGUUCCAGAGCCCAUCAAAGAGCAAAUUGUUCCAGAGCCCAUCGAAGAAAUUUCAGAGCCAAUGGAAGAACAUAUAUCUCCAGAGCCCAUCAAAGAGCAAAUUGUUCCAGAGCCCAUCAAAGAGCAAAUUGUUCCAGAGCCCAUCAAAGAGACUAAGGUUGAGCCAUCUGUUACUGAAUUUGUGGCUUUAAAGCCAGUUGAAGGUUCUGCUGCUGAAACAGAAGAGAUUAUUUCUGAAGAGCCAUUAAAUAUCUUGGAAAAGAGUAAAACAGAGUUUACCGUGGCUGAGGCUGAAAAGGAUAUGAUUGAAAAAUAUGAGCAGUUGCUGGAGCAAGAAGCAUUAGAAAAGCCUAUUUUUAAAAUUACAGAAAAACCUGCAGAGGUAGAAGACAAAAUUGAAGUGGUUGAUGACGUGCCUGAAGACAUUGGUGCUUCAGAAGUGGAGGAUUCCAAAGAGAUACAAACAACAGUUGUAAGAGAGGUUGUAAGUGGGCCGGAAGGUACUCCAACUAGCACUACUACCACACAGAGAGAAACAUACACUACUUCAGAGGAUGGAACUGUACAAGAACAUAUUGUAGUUACUAAGCAGAUUACUAAAACUGUUGGUGGCUUAGAACUGGAUGAAGAAGACAAGUCACUCAUGCUUCAAAAACUUGGAGAGGAACUAGGCAGACUGGAUGAGAAGUUAGAGGAGAAAUUCAAAGAGAAGAGAAAAACAGAUGAACCAGAAGUGACACAAGAAGAGGUGAAAGAGGAAGCAGUAGUGGCUAUGCGUCGUGAGGACCAUGCCCAACCUACCUCACAGGUUGUGGUUGAAUACGGCUCUCUGCCCUCCACUCUAUCUGUUACCACCACAACUACCACAACAACAACCAGCAUCACCCCUACCCCAGAUGGGUUCACUCAGACGUCUGUCGAGUCCAGUCAGAUGUCCUCUACACGGGGCACCGCUGAAGUGAGUUUCCCAGGCACAACCACAACCGCUGAUGAAUCUCUUAAGCAGAUGGGGCAAGCCUUAACCCAGCAGACGGCACCCCAGCAUGUGGACAGAAGGGUUGCCCAUGAUGACCCACUUCAGCAGGAGGUAUUCCAGCAGCACUCGACCCACAAAGAACAAGCAUUCAACAAGACUGCAGCUCCACCAGAUGAUUCAGCUAAGAGUGGACAAACAGAGGAGAGGGGUUGCAGUCCCAUUACUGUGCUUGAGGCACGGCCUGAGAUGGACCAGGGGACAGCAAGACCACUUUCCAGGGGUAGUUCUCACACCAUCACCACAACUACGAGCUGGGGAGCUCCAGUGUCUACAACUACCAAUAUUCAGCUUUGUGACAAUGAGUUGGCUCAUUGUGUGCAGCUUACUUUGCACUCAGAGAGCCGUGUUACACUACAUGCUCCUGAAGAAAUCUGGGAGGAGCUACGAAAUGUCAGGCAACAGCAAGAGCAGCAGCAGGCAAAACACCAGCAGCAACAAGAGCAGCAGCAGCCAGAACAACAAAAGCAGCAGCAGCAGCAGCCAGAACAACAAAAGCAGCAGCAGCAGCAGCCAGAACAACAAAAGCAGCAACCAGAACAACAAAAGCAGCAGCAGCAGCAGGUAGAGAUAAGGAGUAAAGCUGAUGAUGAAACGUCAGAAAUAUUACCUGUACGAAAAGGGCAGCAAGAGGAGAGUCUCCUUCACCCAGAGGAGCGCAUUAGCAUUAGCAGUGGAAAGGAUGAUGAAAUCAUACAGGAAUUGCAUGAAUCAACAGUUAAUAGAAUGGAAAGAAUAAAUAUUUCAGAUGGUGUUAUUGACAUUCGGCAAUCACUCGCUGAUCAUGAGCUUGCAGAAAGUGUAACAGUGUCAGCAGAAUCCAUCAUUGACCCCUAUCAUGAAAGCCAAGAUCCAUGCAAGAACGUCUCUGCUGAUAUACUAGAAGCAACCGCGGGUAUAAAAAAAGAUGAAUUAAUGAAAAGUUUAAAUAGACAAAUGUGCAAGGAAAUGGAUGCUUCAAAUGAACUUAAAAGCACCAUCAGCACACCGUCUGACGACACUCAUGAUAACUUCGAAUUCAAACGAAUCGACCGACGAUGCAGAAUGCAUGCAAACGACUCAACCAGAAAAGAAAGGGAAAACGAUAUUCCUCAGGAUCUGAAACGAGAAGGAAGUAGUAUGGUAGUCAGGGAAGAGUCUGAACAGCAAGGGAUGGGAAUAGUACAGUCAGCAGUUGUGAGCGAGCGUCUUUCCGGAAGUGAGAGUGGCGCUGUGCCUCGUGCAGAGCGUCCUGUGCGGCCAGCACCUCGCACCACUACCUUGCUUAAGGUAAAGGUGGAGAAGAGACCUGUUGGCAGCCAUCCUCAAGUACGAGAAAGAAUUGCACACGAACACCAAACAGUAGUCCGGGUCCCUUCUGUAGAGGAGGAGAUGCGUGGACUAAUGCAAGAAGUAAAGGAAGCAACUAGUCAAAUAAAGCAGGAAGUUAAAGAACUGCGACAAGCUGACACACCUACUCCUGACACCCCCACACCUUUGCGGGAGUUUAAGGAAUUUUUGAACAGAGAAGAAGAACAGGAACAGGAGCGUCUUCCAACAAUUAGAGAGAUUUGUCGUGAGAAUGAGGAAGAUGCUUUUGUCAGCACUGGAGGUGAGCACCUUUGUGAAGAGGAGCAGUAUAAACUUGGAUCGAGUGUAGCAGUUCAAGAGUGUUUCAUCCCAGAGCAAGUUGUUCAGUCUGACUUUGUUGAUACUAUUCAUCCCAACAGUCAGUAUUCUUCUUUGGAGGGUUACUAUGCUGUGUCUGUUAACCCUUCUCAAGCUGCCAAGUACACACCCUUUUCCACUGAAAUGGUUCCUGAGGGAUACUUUGACGAAUGUAGGAUUAAAUCUGAGCUUGAGAGCCCCUCAAGCCCUGUAGAUAAUAGUGAUUUUUGCCCUGUAGAUAGUAUAAGUAGUGCAAUACCUCCUGAUGGUAAAGAACAAGGCCAGUCUAAGCUUAAAUCCUUCUUGAGGAAAGUUUGUAAAUUAACAUCCAAAGGGCUUCAUAAACCUGAAAGUAGGAAAGUUGAUGAUCAUGGGGAAAAUGUAUUAGAUAGAGAUAGUGAAAUUCCAGGUACAGCCAGAUGUCAAUCAGAAAUUUUGGAAAAAAGUGGGUUAAAAUUAAAUAUUCAUAGAGGAAUGAAGUCACCAGCUUAUGAAUUUGUAAGUGUAGUGGAGCCUGACACAGUUAAAAAUAAACAUGAUGAAAGAGAAAAAAGUACAAUUGGGGAAAAGAAACAAAAUGAAAUUUGUGUGAAAGGACUGAAAGAGUCAGCUGUAGACCCUUCAAAUGAAGUUGCUAUUUUUUCAGUUAACGGUAAUGAGUUGACGGAAAUGGGAGAUCCACAGGCAACAGUAUCAGAUUCACUAAUCAUAAGAGCAUCUAAUACUGAGUUUUCAGUUUUGGAAUCUGAGUUUAGUAAAGCAUGUAAAUUUCAGUCACCUGUAUUUGAAUUACCGCUAAUAACACAAGCCAAAAGUGUGUGUCCAGUAUUAGAGUUACCACACACUUUAACACCUCUCACUAAGUCUCCAGAAUUAGAAGUGACCCACACUGAGAUGCAUCACAUUAGGUCUUCAGAAGUAGCAUUACCACUCUCUGAAGGGCAUCAUACCGAGUCAUCGCAAUCAGAAUGUCAAAACAAUAAAGUGCCCAUCGGUGAUUUGGAAGUAUUCAAAUUCCCACCCACUGAAGUGUCUCACAUUAGGUCUACAGAGCAAUUGUCACCACAUACUGAAGUUUCACACACUAAGUCUUUGGUAUCAGAAUUUACACUUCCUGCAGUGUCUCAUACUGGUUCCUCAGCACCAGACUUAACAGAUAUCAAAGUUCCCCAUAUUGAAUAUUCAGUAUCCAAAUUAUCAGGCAGUGAAGUUCCUCUCAUAGAAUCUUCAAUAUCAGAGUUACCAAGCACUAAAAUGUUUCAUACUGCACCGUCAGAUUCAGAAUUACCUGAUGAUAAAGUAUCUUACAAUGAAUCAUCAUUAUCAGAAUUACCACAGACUAAACUGACUCUCACUGAACAUUUAGUAUCAGAAUUACCAUACAUUGGAGUGCCACUCUCUCAGUUUAUAGCAUCAGAAUUACUUCAUGACACAGUGCCUCACAGUGAGUUUUCUUCACUAAAAUUACCACAGUUACAGUUGCCAGAACUGCAACACACUGAACCUCUAAUGCCACAAUCAUUACUUGCUGAGGUAUCUAACAUUAAUUCUUCAGUGACAGCAGGGUCACACACCGAGUCUCUAGCAGUAGAGCCAUUUGGCUUCUGUUUUACAUCAACUGAACCUUUGCUGUCUGAUGAAUCAGCUGUCACAUUGUCAAGUGGAAAUUCAUUAUUCAUCGUUUCUCAAGACCCACAAAUUCAGACUGUACCUGCAUUGUGUGAGGUAAGGGAGACUGGCAGCAAAGAAGUGUUUUCACAUUCAGCAAGCGAUGUUCAUAUGAGCUUACCAGUGCAAAAUCUAGAAAAAGAUAAUUAUAAUUUGGCAUUUAAAGAUUUAGAGAUCAAUUCCCAGAAUGAUGAAAUGUAUGUUACGAAUACCUUAGCAAACUCAAAAGCAGAAAUAAUCAAAGAUGGAGUAGGUACCCAAGUUUUGGAGUCAACUGGAUCAGAGUUGUCCAUAGGGGAAACUCCAGUUAUACAGUCAAAAAGAAAGUCAUUGCUUAGUGAAUCAUUCACUACAAUAAAGCACACAGUAACAGGAUUCAAUGAAGAUUUAAUUUCAGAAACUGUUUCUCCAGAGAUAUACACAAAGGAUAAGCAUUGUGUGGAGCAGUUUGCAGUAAAGCCUGAGCAAUCCCCAGAAGCACUGGCAUCUGAUGCUGAUAUUGACAAUACUUUUAACUUCAGUGUGAAGGCUGAUGAUGGGUGUCUAGAUGUGUCAGAGGAUGACUUGCUUGGGGAGAGGUCACAGUCAGAAUCAUUCAUUGCAGAAGAUAUUCAUGUUGCAUCACUGGCUGGAUUUGCUAAGAUCUGUUCAUUGUCAAGAGGACAGGUUUAUGAAGAUGAUGAUUAUAUUGAAUUUCCCAAUUCAGAUGUUGUUGAAAUAUUAGAAACAGUUUUUGAAAUCGAUGAAACAGAAGACAUCAAUGAUUGCAAUGAGGAAAGUAAAGAAAACGAGUCCCAUAUAGAAACAACUAAAGAAAUUGAAUAUUUAAAACAACUACAAAUUGAAAGGAGCGAUACAUCAUACUUUGAAGAUCAAUCAAAUAUGUAUGAUGACCAUGAUGAAAUACAGUUAUUAUCUGAGGCAGAUAUUAAAGCAAUGAAUGAAUUUUCAGGCUUGCUUAAGGAGCCAAGAAGUGAUAUUGAGCAGUGUAAUGAGGCCGAGUUUGCAGCUAUACCUGAACCUUGUGCUUUGCAGGAAAAUCAAGAAACGGGUGAAUCUCUGAUGAUGAUGAAUAAUGCAAAAGAGGCAGUAGGAUUGAAAGAGCUAGAGAUUGAAAGUGAUUUUAAUGAAACACAAGACAGUAAUUUCUCAAGAACAUUAUGUAAAGCUGAUGAGUUUGAACAUGAGGAUGAAGCAAAUAAAGAUAAACUCAUUGCACCAUAUAAAAUUCUUCAUGAAGAUAUAACACCAAGUGGCAAAUUUCUUGGUGCUGCAACAUCGGAGCCAAAUGAAGAAAAAGGAAUAGACAUUGGAGAAAUAUAUAACUCUCAAGAAAGCAAAGAUGUUGAUAAUUUUUUGAUUCAAGAAACUUUGUUCUUCAGACCUGUUCAUGAGAAAUAUAUACAAAUAACAUGCCCUGAGAAUGAAUCUGAUGAUGAAGGGGUAUCAUCCUCAGUAGCUGGCCAAACACAAGUUGACAAGGAAAGUAUUGAGAUUGCCGCUAGCAUUCCUUCAGAGCAGGUAAGAGAAGAGGGAUUACAUAACUUAAGCCCCAUAAAUGAAACUGUGAUAAUCCCUAAAGGAAUAAUGUCACAUGGUCUUGUUAGUGAGGGAGACGAUAGCGAUCCUUCACAGCAUGAUGAGCAAAUGGUUGAAGAUACAUCAGAAAUAGAAACCAUGCAAUACACUGACUUCAGUUUUAUUAAAAGAGGUUCAAGAUGUGAACCAGAAGAGAAGACUCCAUUAAAGGUGAUCAGUGAUGUGUCUGAGUGUAGCGAGACCAAAGCACUACAAAUUAGCGCAUCUGGCGAGCCACACAGAACACUUGUACACAGUGUUGUCCGAGUAAUAGAAGCAGAUGAGGUUUUUGAACCUGAAGAAAUAGAAGAUCUACCAUCACUAGAGACAUUGUUAGUAAAACAGCUGAAACAAGCACAUUUAGUAGAAGAAGAAGAAACAUUCAUAACAUCAACAGUAGAACAAGUUGUGGUGUUUGAUGCACCCUCUAAGAUAUUGCAUGAUGUAGUUGAUAUGAAUGAAACUUCUCAAAGCAAAGAAACGAUUAAAUUCCACCACAAAGAAGUUGAUCGAGAUAACUGUGGUACAGUUAAAUCACAGGCAUUUGAAAUUGACACAAACAUCACCUUUUCAGAAGAUGAUUUUAUGGUUUUAACUCCUAAUAUAGAAGGUGCAGACACAUUGCUAAAACCAUCUAAAACAAAUCCGGCAAUAGCAACUAGACUUGCAGAAUCUGAUCAGUACAUUUUGAAAACUUCAGAGCCCCUAAGAAAGACACACAUUCAGUAUGAGUUGGAAGACAUAGCAGAAAGUCAAGAUUAUUUGCCUGUGAUAAAUGACACAACCAAUAUUGUUGUUGAAGGGGAAACUGAAGAAAACACAUGUGUAUCCCAAAACAUUGAGGAAUAUUUGAGUAAUAAUGAGAAAUUUAAUAAAUCAGCACAGUAUGAAGAGUCAGAAGUAACUACAGAUUCUAAAAAUGUUAUAUUUGACCAAAAAGAACUCAUCCCCGAAGAAUAUAAAACAGAAACACUGUUGGAUGAAUGUGAUCCACUCCAGUUGCAGUCUAUAUUAGGUGGUGGUGAUAUGGAGCUGUCUUUGAAAUUAGAUACAAAAGAGAGUGAACCUAUUCAUUUAGAGAGAGAGACUCAAAAAAUUAAAGAAAACAAUUAUAGGGAGUCAAUAGCAGAUGAAAAACAAUUUCUUGAGGCAGACAUAUUGGUUACAGACUCUGAAAUGGUGUUACUUGAUAUGCACAAUGGUAAUUACUCACAAAUAAUGAAUAGGGAGGACGUUUCAGUGAUAGAUAAUAUAGUACAUGAUUCUGAACAAAUGUUACCUAACCAUAAGCUAGUCCAGGAUGCACAAGUACCUAUCAGUGGCAUAAAAUUGGAUAUCAGUGUAAAGGAGGCCAAUGUAUCCUUAGAUUUACAGACAGAUGAAUACUUGCAUCAAGAUGUGAAGCUUAAGCCACAUCCACCAGUGCCUGAAAAUGCACAGGUAACAAAAUGUAAUGUCUUUAGACCAGUUGAAUUGAAGGAAUAUAAGCAGGAUGCAAAACACCCACCAGAUGGAAGUAUUAAAUAUGAGAAAUUAGAAUCUGAAUCGGAAAACAAACCUGAUGAACUUUUUGUGGAUGCAGAUUUUAUGACACCUCCAGAGCUAAGCAGUACAGAGACAGAGGUGAGUGAAAAAAUAACAGAAGACGAGAGAGGUUCAUGUUUGGUUAGUCCAAUUGUAAAUAAGAAUAUUUAUGUUUUAAAUUCUGUUUCUGAAGAACUUAAAACAAUAAUAUUUGAAUUAGAGCAGAAUUUGUUUGGUGCUACAAGCACAGAUAUUAUGAUAACACCCAUUCUUGCAAGGUUGGAGCAGAUGGAACAAGAAGUGGUUAACCUUGAUUCCAUUCCCAAAGCACCAGAGUCCAGUAUUCCUGUUUCAUUACUUGAUGUGCAGAUUGAUGAUGUAGUGUCUACUUCACAGGCUUCACCAUCUACAGAGCAGGAACUAGAAAUCCAUUCAGAAAAGUUAAACUUGGGAGAAUCUGACAACAGUAAGGUAAAGAUGCCUGUUGGGUUGGGAACAGAAUCCUCUACUUUAACUCUCCCUCGUGGACACAGUCCUGGUGGGGAGAUAAAUGGACAGAAUAUUCAAGAUACUUUAACAGAUGUUGAAGAUUUAUUCAGUGAUGGUGAUCAAUCACCAGUAUUAAAAAGAAAAUCGCUUUUAUUGACAUCUCGGAAAGAAAUGGGAGCUAUAACUGAUACAGAAGAUACAGACUUGUCUGGCGAGGAGGAUGACAUUAUCCAGGAAGAGAAAGACAUACCCACAAUUCAAGAAUUAGGUCUUCUUCCAGAACCUAACAAGGAUAUUAUCAAUUUGACUGAGGGAUAUGCCAGAGAAGCUAGUCCCCUUUUGCACUCGGAUUCAGAGCCAGAAAGUGAAGCUAUACAAGGAAAGCACAAGAAAAACAUGAAGAAGAUAGAUCAGUUAAACCAGCCUGACACCUCUGCUAAUGAUGAUCCCGAGUGUCUUACUGAUGUUGAAGAUAUGUUAGCCUCAGGUGAUGAAGCGGCAGUGGCAAUAGUUGAAGUUGAAGACACACUUCCAGACCACUACUUGGAUCAAAAUGAGGGAGUCUCUGAUAAGGAAAGGCUAGAAGCUCCAUCUACAUCUCCCAAGGUCCUGUUGACAAGGGGUGAAGAUUCAAGUGGUGAUGAGAAAGUCAUUUUGAGGCAACCUAGACAUAAAUGUAAAGGCCAUCUGAAAGUUAAAGCUAAUGAAGAAGGAACAACUGAUGUUGAGGACUUAGAAUUAAGUGAUAAAGGAGAAGGUAAAGAAAAUUUAGAGACAUGUAAAAAUGAAAGCAAAGACAAAAUAAGAAAGAUGAAACGCAAUAGGCGAAAGACCACCCCAAAAAAGUCUAUUGGAAAGAUGCUUAGGACUGCAGUUGAUGAUUCCAGUGGGUUGACUGAUGUUGAGAUUUUAUCUGGUGAUGAGGAUCAGGAAGUUCUGGAGGACGAAGAGUUUGAUUUGAAAGUGCCUGAAACGGAAAUGGACAUUUUAACAGAUUCUGAAGAUGUAGAGUUAUCUGACCCAGAAGAAGUGGCUGAUCUAUUGGCCAAGCCUUUGGAUAAAGUUGAAGUGCCCCUUAUGCCAGAUCCUCAGUGUGAAAAAAUUAAAAUUAGUGAGGUAGAAGAGGCAUCACAGGAAGACUCUGGAGGAGAGACUGAUCAGGAAGAAUUUGAAUUUAGCAAAAAGGAUGAUGCAAAGCCUUUGAAUCCUCGGCAGAAAGUUAUUUAUGAGCCUAUUGUAGCUGAAGUGGAGGAGGCUACUGAUAUUGCUGAAGGAACAUAUGAAGCUGCACUUACAGAUACCGAAGAUUUAGAUAUUAAUGAAAAGGAAGAGGAGGAAGUAAUCACUGAUAUAAUAAGCCGUAUACCAAAAGAGAGAGAGAUUUACACAAUUACAGAAAUGGAGUCAUUCAAUGGCCAGAUUACAAAGAAAGAAAUGUUGAAGGAUGUCCAUGCUGAAGCAAAGCAACAAAUACAAAAUGUAGACUAUACUGGAUUAGCUGUGCAAGAAGAUUUUGAAGAUAAUUCUCAGACAGAUGUAGAAGAUCUUGAGGAUAGUGGAGAACAUGGAAAAGUUGAUAUUAAAAUUAUUGCAGAUGAUACAUCAAAGAAAGAGGAAGGUCUCACUGAUGAGGAAAGUGUGGACGAGUCUGACAUUGAUGAAGAAAUUCAAGAGCCAGCAAGGCAGGCAGGGAAAAAAAGCAAGAGACUGCCCCUUGUUCCUCAAGUUUCUGAGGUCCGAUUCAUCGAGACAGACCAAGGACCAUUAAGCAUUAUCAUUACACCAGAUAUAUUUGAGAGCAGUCAACGUCAAGUUCCGAAAGACCAAAUAACAAAUGUCGUUUUCUUAGAAUCAGAAGAGAAAGAUGAGGCUACUACAGAUAUUGAAGACCUCUCUGAUGGAGAAGAGGAAAAAACACCACCAAAUUUAAAGGUACCUCAAAAUAAACAAGAGCCAACAACUGAUACUGAGGACUUUGAUAUUGACCCUUCUGAGGUAGACAGACCUCAUAGUCCAUUACCACCAAAUAUUAGGUAUAAUGUUUUGCCAAGUCCUAAAAGAGAAUUAAUUCAUAUUAAGGAAGACAAAUAUGGCAUCCCACAAGUAACUGUUCAAAAGUUAGAGAAAGAUGAAUUAUUUGUGUCCGACAUUGAAGAUUUGGGUGCAACGGAUACAGAGGAUAUAGAAGUAACUGAAGAGGAAGCUUUGAGGCUUGUUGGGGUAACUGAAGAUACUGUAUCAGAUUUUGAAUUUUCUGAUGCAGGAACUACAGAAGUGACAACAAAAAUGACUCAUAAAAUGAAGUCAAGGCAUGUAGAGCCUGAAGAAGGUGGUGGUACUGAUGUUGAGGAGCUUCCUGCAACCAGAAAACCUCAACGCAAGGUCAAAGCCCAUUCCAAGUUCAUACCUAAAAAACAGGAAGAUGAUGGUCAUACUGAUACUGAGCUACUUAGUGACCAAGAUGAGAAGGAAAAGCAUCCAGUACGCUUGGAAAGCCCAGGUGGUCACACUGAUGUGGAGGAUUUUGAAACAUCGGAGAAUGAGGAAUUGGAAGUGCCUGACCGAGAGGAUGUGCCAACUCCAGAUAUAAUACGUGAUGCAGCAAUAAGGAAGAUGAUAAUACAGAAAGAAGGACUUGGUGGCACAACUUACACAGAAGAUGCACAUGUUGCACCAGACCGUAGUAAUCUUCUAGAGAUUGAAGGAGAAUCUGGAGGCAUAACAGAUGUUGAAGACAUGGAAGUUUCUGGAGCAGAGGAUGAAAUUAUCCCAGAUCAUCCUGCAGUAGAUAUGCCAGAAUAUGAAACAUCAAGUGUGGAUAUUUCAGAGAAGACGAGCAUCCCAUCAGGUAGUAACGAGGCUAAACACAUAAAGGAUAAUCUUCUUCUUCCCGAAGACAACUUUAAUAAUCUCACGGACGUUGAAUCCCUUGGUGAGGGGGAAGGGACCCAUGAGGCAGCCCAGCUUGUCGAGCAGCAGACACCACCAGUCUCCUACGAAGAAGCCUCCUCCGGCCACCCUACUUCAGGCACCAAGGCAGGCUCAGCUCAAGGCAAGAAUAAUCUAACUGAAGCAGAUCUGGCUGUACUGGAAAGUAUGGUGGUUGCCCAGGAGGCUGAAGUUGAAGAAAUGACAUUCACCCACGCCCAAGCCGAAAUACAAGCCGAGGCAAAUUUAAUUAAACCUGAUACUGACAAUAUGAUUCUUGAUUCUGUUAAAUCAUUGAAGAUGAAGAAAUUAGCCAAACCAUCUACAAUUAUGGAAGAUCCCCUUCUAACUUUUCAGGCUCCAUCACUUUAUUCAACAAGGGAUGUAAAUGCAGCAAGUAAAGCAACAGACACUGGACAACAGUUAGGUGACCUAACAAAACGUGUUGCAGAUGUUGCCUCAACAAUGGCAUCCACUUUAGAGAGUAUUACAGCAGUUGCUGAAGGAUUGGAAGGAAGUCAUUUAUCUAGUGAUGAAGGGGAAGAACAGCUUAUGCUCAUGCGUGAUUCUCCACGCUGGGAGGAUGAAGAGAUCCAAGCUGAAGAAACAGAUGAGCCAAGAGCUAUUAAGGCUGAAAUCAAACUUCUUGUUAAAACAACAGAGUUAGGCAAAGAAUCAAUUGAAAUUAGAAGUAUUCGAGAGUUUGUGGAAUGUGAAGAUAAAAAUCUGACUGGUUUUGGAGGAGUUGUGCCGUCCCCAUCUCUUGAAUGUGGCCGAUUAACACCCAUGGGUGACAGAGUAUAUACACUGCAAAGAGCAUCCACAGAUGUGCGUUCUCCCAGCCCCAGGUUUGUUCGGCCACAACAGCCCUCCACAGAUUCAUCCUACACUGAGCCCACACAGGACGAGUUUGAUCUCAUGGCUCAAGUGCGAGACGGUGGCCUUCAUGGUGGUUGUCCUGAAGCACAAGGCAUGGACUGGGAGGGGAAAAGUGUAGACAGCAUGUAUACUGAAACUGUGGUGCAGGCUAAACUCUCCAUGCUCCCUGAAGUGGACACCAGCGAGGGUGUUGCCCCUACCUCCCCUCCCUCCUCUACCCUUCCCCCUGCUGCUUCUUCACUAUCAACUACCUCUCUCUGUUCAGACCUGCCUCAUAUAACCAACAUCCAGCCCCAGAUUCACACAUUCCAAGACCUUACUAAAGAAUCUUCUCAAACCCUCUUACACCUGGAACCUUCUCAUCUGCAUGAUUUUCAUUCUGUUGAAUCUCAGGGUUUUGACACAUCACCAUCUUCUGCAACUAAAUUAUCAGAUCCUAUUUUCUUAGAGAAGGGCCAUGUUAGUGGUGCUGAAGCUACUGUUAGCCAUCUUGUGACAUCCCCUUCAUUCGCUUCCCUGCUGUCUGAAAGUGUUGCCCCAAUCACAGGAACAGAUGAAAUAGCAGCUGCUAGUGUAACCUUCAACACUAGCAGUGCUUUUGUAUCUCUAGGGCCAAUCUCACCCACAGAGAACUCAAGUGAAGAUCAUGCUGAAAUUGAUUGUACUAGUACAGAACUAUCUCCAGACAGUGUGCGCUUUGAACAAGAUAUACUUGACACAAGAACUGAAGAUGAAGCUCCAGACAUAGAUGAUGACCUCUUCCCUGCUUCUCCGGUGCUAGGACCAGAACUCAGUGAAAGAAUAUUUUCUGUGGAGGCUACAGAAGAUACAGACAUUACAACACCAAUGGAGAUGAGAGAUUCACAUACAGAACGAGAUGCCUCUGCCUCUAACCUGGAAUUUGUUGAUGAUAAAGAGGGCACAGAUCUUCUUAAAGAGUGUCUUGUUGAAGAUAAAGAUGAAAGCAUUGCAUACUUAACUCAGGAAGUAAAAGAAGUUCAUAAUAAGGUAAAUAGGCUGCAGGAGCAGGUAGAAGCUCAAGUUGACCCUAUUACAGCUAGUUCAGAAAUUAAAAUAAUUCUAAAUUCAAUGGAAGACAUUAGAGAGGCUGUGGGGAAUGAUAAAAUUGAAAAUAACCCUGAGUUUAAUAGUAUGGCCCAAGACAUUCUCUCUAAUAUUAAUUCUUUGUCUGAAACAGUUGCAGAAAUUAUACAAAAGUUACAUCUCUCUGACCCAGAAUACAAGUACUCUGAAUUUUGGAGCAAAGAUGAAACAAAGGCAGCAAGAAGAACAGAAUCUACUAUUGUUGAAACUGGUUCAGCUGAGGAUGGUAGCCCAUCUGAUGCAAAUCAUCGUGAUCAAAGUUUUUCAGAUCUCUUGGAUUCAGAAGAAUUAAAUCGUGAUAGCCUUGAAGAAGAGUUUGAUCUCCUUGCUGCUGAUCUAAGUUUAUCACCAAAAGCUACCAGCUCUGCUGCUCCUUCUGUUGUUCUAUCUUCUCCUGUUUCUUCUAAUGUUUAUCCCUCCACACCUCCUGAUGCUUUACAGGCCACACAACGGGAACCAGAUGUGGGAGUGGUGUUUACAGAGCAUAAAGAGUAUGGGGGCAGGGUGAAGCCAUCUGCAGAGACGACAGGCGGACAUUCGCACAUUUCACCCUCACCUAGUCCUCAUCCUUCCCAGAGCAUCCAGUCCUCAUCCUUCACUUCAUUCCAGCAGAAACUUCCAGGCUCAGCAGCUGUUACAUUGGAAGAAGACCAUCAUACCCAUGAUGAGUGUCCUCCUCCUAGCAGACCAGUCAGAAGGCAUGAACGCACUUUCUCCCAAGCAAGCAAUAUAUUUACUGGGGCUAUUCCUACAGAACCUAAGCAUGAACCAAAAAAAGAGGAAAAGCAACCAAUAACUGAAGAAAGUACUGGAAUAACUGAAAAUAUCAAACCCUAUUCUGAACGGAAACAGUUUUGGGAAAGUGUUACUUCUCAUUCGUUUGAAUCUAAAGGUAGCACUUUAAUCAAAAGUGAAACUGAAAGUGACACAGACACAAUAGGAACUGAUGGAACUAUUGUUGAAAGAAAAACAGUGCAGGAGAAAAAGGUAACUGCAGUAGAGAGCACCGACUCGGAGACAGAAUAUAUUCGGCAGAGAGAUGACCCAGCAUUUUAUGAAAAUGCAGGCUUUGCAGGAACAGAGAGAAUUGAUGUUCCCAAAGAGAUAAGUAGAGAGAGAGCUGUAAGUCCAUUUGAAGUUCUUCGAACCAAGGAAUCUGUGGAAGAUCUACCAUCUCCUGAAGAUAUAGCAUAUAAAGAUGUUUCAUCAAAGAGGGCACUAUUUGAAAAAGAAAUUAAAAGGCAGUCAAUGGAAAUUGAAGAAAGUCAGUCAUGGAAGCGUUCAUCAAAAGAAUAUGAUGAAACGGUAGUGAUAACUGAGGAAUUGGCAUCAAGUUUACUGAAAAAGAAAGAAGAAAGUGAACACCAGUUGAAGGAGACGAUAGAAAAAGGUAAAGACACUGUUACACAAAAAAUGGAAACUAAAAAAGAUGACGUAUCAAAAACUGAUAUAAAGAGAACAGAGAUUAAAUCUAAGACUGAUAAAACUGGCAGUAAGGAAGAUCAUUCAGAAACUGUGGAGUCAUCCAAACUACAUCAUGAGAAAAUGGAAACUAAAGAGAAAAAAGUAAUAUCAGAAGUUAGUACUUCAGGUAAAAAAUCUAUGACACAGACAGAUGCUUCCACUGAAAAAAAAGAAAAGGAAAGCACUGAAAAAGCAGCAAAGGUAAUUCAUGAAAGGAAAGAUAGCCAUAGUGGUACUUUUUCUAAAACUAUAUCAAAAUCUGAGGAAAAGACAGAAAGUUCAUCAGAGGCAAAAGAAACCAUUCAUAUUGUAUCUACAGAGGACCAAGACACUUCUCGUGAUGAAAUAACAGAGGAAGAUAUGACCAGGACGGAAGAAACUUCAGAAGAAGAGCCUGAUGAUGUGCUCUCUAGUGACAGAACAACUGUGAAUAUAACAGAGGAAUCACGACAAGUGGGUGACACUCAUGAGACAGUCAUAAGGGAAACUACUACUACGAGAGAUGGUGACCAGGAGCAACGAAUCAUUAAAGAAACAAAGACUCAAGAGACUGCAAUGGCUGAUGGCUCUACUAUCAAGACUACAUCCAUCACAACAUUCACAACACAGCUAGAUACAAAAGAAACUGAUAAUUUAGAAAGACAAUCUAAAACUCGAACUGAAACAUUUGAAAAGCAUAUGGCUGAAGAACCAACAGAGAACUUUCAAGAGGAAAAACAUAUUUAUAGUGGUAAAACUGCAAAAGAAAAAUCUGAAGCAUUUGUUGAGCAGCGCAUGAAAUCUGACAUUUUUUCCGAAGAAUUGUCAUCGUCAGCUGAAGACCAAAGUCCAGAGCACAAAGUUAUAACUCCUAUCGAUACUAAAGCUCCAGUUUCUUUGCAGACACAGGUUACUUCUCAACCUAAAAGCCCUAUUUUACUACCAAAAGAAAAUGUGCAAGAAAUUGUUUGGGAAGUAUCACAGGAACAGUCAGAAAUAGUCAUGUCAGAAACAGUUCAAGAUAUUCCUGUUCAGCAACCUUUCAAAUCUCAUUUUGUAAAAGAUAUAUCUGUAGAUGAUCACAAAAAAUCACAGAAGACUCAUAGAAAGUCAUCUAGUGGGUCAACUAAAACAAAAUUAAGCGAAGAAGAAGCUAGAAAACUUGCAAUCGAAAUUGUGGAAGAAGUGAAGACAGAGGCAGUAAAGCGAUCACCACUUGCCACUCCUUCCCAGUCUAUGAAUGAAUUUUCAGCUGAAUUGCAAGAUGUUUGUGAUGGAUCUGUAGAACAAUCGUUGCCUAGAGCAACCCCUGAAUCUGCAUUUACAGAAGAAACUACCACAAAGAUUGAAAAGUACAUUCAGGAGCAGUUAGGAGAUGACAUGGAUGAAAAGCAGCUCAAGCUUAUUGAAUCUGUAACUGCUAGAAAAACAGAAAUGUUGCAUAAAAAAAUGGUUGGUAGUGAAUACCAACAGAGCAUGGAAAUAACAGAUGAAGACCUUCGUUCCAGUGGCGCAGAACUCUCUCCAAUUGAACACCAAAUGGAGCGUUUGCGACAGAUGACUGAAGACGAUGAUAACCAGCGUUUUCCUCGGGAACCUUCAGAGGCAGAUGAAAGUGAGAGUUCUAUGAUAAUUCAUGAAAGUGUUGAUGACAUUAUAUCCAGUGAAUAUGAUCAAGCAAAUCAAAUGAUAUCAAAAACAUUAGAUGCUCUUAAAACUGCAGAUAUCAACAAAAUUGAAAAAUCAAUAGAAACUAUCAAAGAAAUGCCAGAUACAAUAGUUAAAACUACUGUAAUUGUAAAAGAAGGCAUUAUGUCUGAUGCACAAGAAUUGAUAAAGCUAAAGCAGAGUGAAGUUACGGAGACUGCACGUAAAUUGGUAAAAGAAGUAACUGAAAAAGCCAAAGAAUCAGAAGCAGUAAAACAGGCAUCUUUACCCACUGAGCUUAGGCAGGCAUCUGGAAGUUGGGAACAGAGUAAAUCACCCAGUCCAAAAUCAGGAUCAAAACCAAGCUCUAGAAAAGGCUCUUGGAUGGACGAUGAUGAACUAAGACGGGAUUUUCGGAGAGAUUAUGAAGACAAGAAGAAAAUGUUCAAAGAGGAAAUGACCUCUGACAAGCAAGACGUUUUUGAUGGAGAUGCCCAUGGUGAUAAAGCUGAAUACUCAAAAAUUACACACCAGAAGAGUAGCGAGUCUCAUAAAGAAAUUCACAUGGAAUCUAGUAUGACUGAAAGUAUGGAAGAAUCCAGCACUGUGGAGAGCAUCCGAUCCUUUGAAGGUAAAUUAAGACCAGAAGUUACUACCUCUGUUAUAAAGGAACAAAGAGAGGUUGAAACGGAAAAGAAACAAGAAGAAAGAUCUUUCAGCAGCUAUGAAGAGGUUGUGAUGAGAAAGAAAACUCAUGUAGAUGAAUUUAAUCGCCGAUCUGGAACAGAUUUUGACACUUGUUCAAGUUCUGGGGAAAGUCAUUAUUUUACUGCAGCUGAAGGAGCCUCAGAUAGCCGGACAGCAAGUCGGCCAUGUUCGUCAGAUGUAGAAGCACUAAUGUCGGAGCGCACUGGCACUUCAGAGUAUGAUACUGCUCUUACUUCCCAGGAUACGUCUCAAUACUCAAGUUAUUCAACUUCAUCACAAGAUUACCGUACACCAGGAAGCUCCUUGAGUUCAAGAGAUUCCAUGAAAUCUAUUGACUCAGAAAGUUCUGGGAACCUUGCUAGUGUGGAACUUAGCGAGGCUUCGGAAACCUUAGUACCCUCAGCAGUGGAACUUGAAAAGGAUAUGGAUCUUUUGGAACAGGAAUUAUUUGAAGAAGAGCUGUCACAUUCUACUCAUCACACAAUUAUCCCGCAGUUAACUAUUCAAUCAGAUACUCCAAAGUCAGAGGAAAUGCCAUGUGCAUUUGAUGUGGAAUCUGAUGAAGGUGAAUUUGACCAGGAAACUAAAGAUGAGGAGAGAGAAGCUCACAUUACUUCAAGGAUGAAGAGAUCAAUAGAAAUGACAUUUCAUCCAGAGCCUAAGCCUCUCACUGAUGAUAAAAAAGCUAGUGUCACUGAAAGUGUAGCUUCAAGUUUAGAGGAAAGCACAUUAUCAGAGAUGUCAAUUGCAACGGUAAUAGAACAAGAUAAAAGUAUGCAAGGUUCCACAACUGAUUCAAACAUGUCUACAUCUAGUGUUUCUGAACAUAUGGUUUCAUCGGUUGAAGGGCAAGAGCAUGAUCGUCAUAUUUCGAGAGCUGACAGUGGUGUAUUGACGACAGAAACAGGAGAUGGUGAUAUGGCAUUGCAUUCUGUUACGAUUACAGCAACAUCUGUACCUUCUUCUACACCAGAUCAAAAUACAGCUUCAAUGUGUACACAAGUAACCUCUGAGACACGCUCUCAGGUAGAGUUAACAGAGAGCGAGCAGUUUUUUCACGCUAAUGGACCCACUGAAGUAGAUUAUGUGCCUGAGUACGAUGAUGAGGAAGUACAAGGUGCGCGGCCAGUUGCAGCCUCCAUAGCAUCUCCUACACAGGAGGUAGCAGAAGCUGUAGCUGGCCCUUCAGAGGGCCCAGAGAAAGUUAUUAUUGUUGAAGAGUGUUACGAAACAGAAGCUGAUCAGGAGUAUGGUCAGAUGAUGCGUGAAUGUGAGUAUUCAGAGAUGGCUGAAGCAGAACUUCAGUAUUCUCUGGAGGAGCAGCCAGAAGCAGAAAUGAGUAGUAUGCUAGUGAUUGAUGAACCUUUAGAAAGACCUAGGACACCAGAGCCUGGGUAUGUUUCAUCUUCCCGUCCUUCACCAAUGAUUAUCCAAUCUCCUGAUGAACCAGAGGAAUUUACUGAAGUAGACAAGAGAUUUAGUGCAGUAUUUUCUACUACUUAUGAAGAGAGAGAAGAAGGUGCAAGUGCCCGUUCCUUAGUCUCGGGUAUGAGUAUAGAUGUUCCAGAUAUAACUAUCACAGAGCAUACAUUACCCAUGCCAAGUCAGUAUUGUUACCCUGAUCUCGAACGAGAAGAAGAUUUUCCAGAGUGCCGAGCAUUAGCUGAAGCAGAUGCCAGUGCUCAGGAAAUUCCAGCAACUCCAGGGUCUCAGGAAUCGGCAUCUAGCUGUCCAUCACGUAAGUCUUCCUCAACUGAUUCUGAGCAAGGCCGAGAAUAUUGUCUUGAUGAUAUUGCUCAAGGACUGCCAUUUGAGUCGUUUGAGAUGGUGGAAGCUGAAGACAUUGAUGAUUUCUCUGAAUAUGAAAGAACUCUUUGUAUGCAUGAAGAACGUAUGUUAGAAAUGUCACAAAUUAGAGAGGAAGACGAGGAAGAAGUUGAGGAGGCACGUAAAACCGAUUCCUCCCCAAUUCAAAUUCCUAGUCAGUUAAAGGCUGUUAAAUUGGAAACAGAUGCACAAAGCAGCAGUGAUUCUCAGGCUCAUGAUUUAGAAGACCUCACAGAGGUGGGACCUGAUCCAACUAUUGAGGAACAAAGACGGUGGCUAGAGCUGCAGUUUGAGGAAAGUGAUGCAGCAAAGUAUGAUUAUCCCCAGGGUGGUUUUCUGGAGCAUGUUUAUUCAGGACCACUUGAAGAUAUUGAAGAAGAGCGAGACGAGGCUGAACGGCGUGAUCUGUCACACAUUGCAAAAACUUCAUCAUUAUCCUCAACGCCAGAAUAUGAUGUUUUAGCUGGUAGAAAGUUUUUUACUCGUAGUGGAGAUCACGAUGAUAUAUCGAUGAGCUCUCUUCAAGAAUUCGAAAAUCUUGAAAGGGCUGUUGCUGUAGAAGCUGUAGCAAGAAGAUCUAGCUCUGGUUCACAAGAAUCUCUAAAUGGUAAAAGACCAGAAAGCAAAAGUGGCCAAGGUGAUGACAUCUCAGUUGGAUCAUUUGCAUCUCUCCAAGAAUUUGAGCGCUUGGAGAGAGAGUGUUUAGUUGUUGAACAAAUUGAAAAAAAGGCACAGGAGGAGGAAGCCAUGUUAUCAGAAAUAGAGGAAGGACAUGAGAGCCAAGUUUCAGAAUCAGAGAGUUGUGAGACACUAUCUGAGCCAGGAAGAGGGUCUGUUGAGGGAGAGGAAUAUGACCAAAGAAUGUUUGAGAUUGAUGAAAUUAUUCGUCAGGCACAGAAUAAUGUAGAAAGGUCUGACCAAAACAAACCUGGAUAUGAAGGAGUACAAUUAAAAGAUAUUGUUAGUGUAGAUGGCUCAGGAGAUGAUGGCACGAGUAGUAGCCAAGCUGAUCGUACCCCAAGUGUUGGACGAGAAGAUGGAGAUGCCGAUUCUUUAGAAGAGGCUCAGUUACCAGAGCUUGAUAUGGAUCACCCUGCUGCAGGAGGAACUUCAUCAUCAACCAAGCAAGAUGCAAUGACACUGAGUACAGAUAGUAUAGAAGCAUUAUCCAAGCAAAAAGUCCCUCGUGAAACAAGUCAAGAUUCCUUAGAAAAGUUACCAAUGCGUACUUCUGAUCCUAUGGCCACUAGUAUUGACAGUAUAGAUUUAACCAGCCGACAAGACCCUAUGACUGCAAGUACUGACUCUUUAGAAGGUCGCCGUAAGCGCCAAGAUCCUAUGUCUGCUUCAACUGAUUCAAUUGAUCCUUGCCGACGUGAUGGAAUGACCACUAGUAUCGAUAGCUUGGGCAGAGAUGAUUCUAGUGGUCGUGAUGCUGACAUCAGCUCGGGAAGUGAGCAAGUGAGACCACUCGGUAAAGAUGGAUUAAUGGAAUGCAGUACAGAUUCCCUGGAACCAUCAUCAUCUCAGGCUACACAUGCUACCUACCAAUAUGAUACUGAUUCAGUUAUGUCAGGCUCCUUUACCAGUGGUUGUUCUAACACACUAAUUGCCUCAACAGAUGAAUUUCCAGAUGUAAUGACUUCUUCCAUGUACCUCCCUGAAGGACAAUUGCCCACAGAAGGUGAUGAACAAUAUGUCAAAUAUAUGCAUGCUAGUGGUGGAUCAACAGCUGAGAUGGUGACAUCAUCCACUGAGCCAGGCUUCUCCCAUUCUAUUACUCGUGUAGUUAGAUUGCCACCUGAGGCUCAUAAAGUUACUUUUACAGGUCCUGAUGCUCAAAGAAAACUAGAAGAAUAUAUUCAGGAGUUUAAUGCUGGUCAGCAUUCUUCUCAAGAUGAGGUUGUAGAUGACCAAGGCAAUGUACACAUACGCCGUGUGACACAAACACGUGUCGUAACAGACCCUAGUCAUAUUCGAGAACAUGGAUUCUCUCUCUCUGAGCCUAGCACUCAGGAAACAGAAACGCGUGAUGAGUAUGGUAAUGUGACACGUGUUAUACGGCGAACUGUUGUUACCAGUCAAACCAUCGAAGUUGAUCUUGAUACUGGAGAACCUAUUAUACAGCCUGGCCCAACCUCUUCCUCUUCCUCAAGCAGUUCCUUCUCCCGUAUACCUAGACCAGUGACCAGUCCUCCUCUGGCCUCCCGGCCCACCCCUCCUGGUCCGCCCCCUGGGUCGCGCGGCCCACAUGAGCCCGUCCCCCCCUCCCUGGAGCCCAACACAGUAUCAGACGUUGUGCAGCCGGACAGUGGAGCGGGGGCGCAGCAGGCGCCAGGUUUAGGAGUCGAAGAGAUGAGCAGUGUGAUGGAGAGUUAUACCAGUGAUGGUAGUGACCCCAUUACUACUACUCAUAUCACCAGGAUCAUCAGAAGGACACAAGGAGAGGAUGGGGAAGUAAAGGAAGAAAUCUUUGAAGAAUACUAAGGAGGACAUUGAGAAGGAAUACUUUGUAAAGAGGAAAAGCAUAUUCCUCUCAGUCCUCCUUAUCUGUCCACCUGCCUUCCUGCCUACCAUUAAAACUGCCAUCACCAAUUCUCCUCCACUAUCACCAAAAAAAAAAAAAAUCCUUACUCUUUCUUCUAGUGCUCUGACACUCCCAUCAAGAAUUUUAUUGAGAGGUCUCAUAUAUUUUCAUGCUCAUCAUUGAUAAGCUCUUCAGCCACAUAAUAGAUGGCUUUAUCGUUACAUAUGUAGUCCAUCUUACUUACAUUUUAUCUCAUCUGGAGAAUGCUGUCUUAGAGAAAGAAUAGGAAAUUUAUUGAGGGUCAGUGAUUAUGCAGCAGCUAGUGACAUAUCGGUUGUCAAAGGAUCUAGUCAGGACCGAUACAAUGAGAAAUACAUGAUUUUUUUAAUGUUAUGAGUGAGAAAUUUUAAUGCUUGUGACCUUUUAUUGUAAUAAAAUCAUAAUGUUGUCAAAGAAAAGUCAAAUCCAAAUGUAAUCUGAUUGUAUGAUUUCUAUGAAAGUGAUUUUGAAAGAUGUCCACAAAUAAUCACACAUUUGUAAAGGUGCACACACCCUAUUUGAGCUGUCAAGGUGUUUUAGGUUAAGUAACGUUCCCCCUUGUGAUGUGGCGUGUUUCAUCCUAGUAUGACACUGAUUAUUAUUAUUAUUAAGAAUACUUAAUGCUGAGGACAUGUCAUGUAUUAUGACUAAAUCUGUAGCCACGGGAUGAAAUAGGAGACCAAGGUUUCAAUAGAAGCUAUAUAAUCAUUUUAAUAUUCAGGCUCUUAGACUGGUAGAAUGUUAUAUUGUGGCUUAUGAAACAUCCAGUUAUGGGCAUGUUGAAUGUAAGAUAGCUAUGAUAUUUCCACUUAAUUAAUUUGUCACCCACAAAAUUAGUAGUGAGAUUGGUGAUUUAAUGAUAUAAAUGGGGUCUCAAUAUGAUUUAGACAAAGAUAAGUACUAGUAUAUUGUUACCCUAAUUAUAGAAGAAAUCAGCUUCCACUGUGUUUAUUUCCCUCAUGGUCAUAAGUGGAUGAAGAAAUAUGAUAAUGCCUUAGCACCUAUUCCUAGAUUACUCUCUGGCCAACAAUUGUUAUCUUCAUUCUUUUUUGGUUUGGUCUUGAUUUAGGCUGGCAUAGGACUAGGAGAUGGGAAGAGAGGCCUGUCCUGAGGUAUUUCCUGGGCCUCAUCCCAGUCCUGGGCUAAAUUCAAGACAAAGUAGCUCCGAACAUUGUGGUCACUUAUCAAGUUUUCAAAUAAAUGCUUAAUGUGA
Procambarus clarkii (red swamp crayfish) is the source of this 28109-nucleotide messenger RNA. Lineage: Eukaryota; Metazoa; Arthropoda; Malacostraca; Decapoda; Cambaridae. The record is from RefSeq and is a predicted model, not a curated record.